AUGGCGGUGGCCACGGUGCUAGGUUCCCUGGGCAUGGUGGCCCUGGGCACCUUCGUGGUGGUCCUGCUGCUGCGGUGGCUCUGGGAUGUGCUGGUGGCUGUCACCCAAUUCCGGGCCACUUGUCACCAGCUGAACAAGUUCCCCAUCCUGCCCUGGCACAAUUGGUUGCUGGGACACACUGGCAUGGGCCAGAGCACGGAGGAAGCCCUACAGCAGGUGGACACCUUGGUGGCCCAGUACCCUCAUGGCUGUCUCUGGGUGGUGGCCAUUGGGGAAGAGUGGUGGCCACGAAUGGGAUUUGGCCGUAGACCGGUGGCCCCAGGUGGCCCCUGGCUCAUCUCACCCCCGCAGGACGAGAACGGCCACACCCUGUCGGACGAGGACAUCGCGGCUGAGGCUGACACCUUCAUGUUUGAGGGUCAUGACACCACGGCCAGUGGCCUGGCAUGGCUCUUCUACAACCUGGCUGGCCACCCUGAACACCAGGAGCGAUGCCGCCAGGAGGUCCAGGAGCUCCUGGCUGGCCAGGACACUGCAGACAUUGAAUGGGAGGACCUGUCCCAGCUGCCCUUCACCACCAUGUGCAUCAAGAACAGCCUGCGGCUGCACCCUCCUGUCACUGCUGUGUCCCAGUGCUACACUGAGGACAUCCCCCUGCGUGAUGGCCGUGUCACCCCAAGGGUAUGGCAUGGCCAAGGGGUCAUGUGCCCGAUGAGCAUCUAUGGGACCCACCACAGCCCAGACCUCUGGCCUGAGCCUGAGGUGUUCAACCCUCUGAGGUUCAGCCCAGAGAACACCAAGGGACAGUGCCUGUUGUCCAUCAUCCCCUUCUCUGCUGGCCCCAGGAACUGCAUCGGGCAGAGCUUUGCCAUGGCUGAGAUGAAGGUGGCAGUGGCACUGACACUGUCCCGGUUUGCGCUGCGGAGGGACACGGCGAGGCCACCCCCGCGCCGCAAGCCCGAGCUGAUCCUGCCUGCUGAGGAUGGGCUCUGGCUGCUGCUGGAGCCACUGGGAGUAGCUGAUGGACACGGGUCACCUGGACAUGGGGACAUCCUGCCACGGAGCUGUCACAGCCAGGGAAAGAGCAGGGAAUAA
Passer domesticus (house sparrow) is the source of this 1095-nucleotide messenger RNA. Its product is annotated as cytochrome P450 4F1-like. The transcript has 8 exons. NCBI's taxonomy places the organism in Eukaryota, Metazoa, Chordata, Aves, Passeriformes, Passeridae. The record is from RefSeq and is a predicted model, not a curated record. Gene Ontology annotation, molecular function: monooxygenase activity; iron ion binding; heme binding. The coding region runs from base 1 to 1095 and encodes 364 amino acids.